Racocetra fulgida is the source of this 1900-nucleotide messenger RNA. Lineage: Eukaryota; Fungi; Glomeromycota; Glomeromycetes; Diversisporales; Gigasporaceae. The record is from the annotation of a GenBank genome assembly.
AUGGCGACGCAGAAAAUUAAAAAUUUGGUGGUGCCUCCUUAUAUAGAUAAAUAUGGAUCUCAGAGCGUAACUGAUUCACAAUGGAUUGCUGCGCUUAAUAUUUGGACUUCAAGUCUUUCCUUGAUUUUAAAAUCAAAUGAUACAGAUUUUGCAAAUUAUUUAUUUCAUAAUGAGUCUCUUCAAAAGUUUUUGGAGUCGUUUUUGGGAAUUCGUGCAAAAAUUCGUAGAUUUGAAAUUAUGCAAAAUAGACAUUCAAUGGAGGUGGAUUUAGAUAAAAAAGUUUUAGCAAUAUUAUUGCGCCUUUCAGAACCAUCAAUUUCUUCGAUCCAAAUGAAAAAUGGAAUUACAUUAGGGGAAGCAUUGUAUCAAAAUAAUUUAAUAUCAGUACCAUUUCUACUUGAUGUAGUAGCAAUGUAUGGUAGAUCAAAUACUAAACAAAUAGAGAAAUUCAUUGAUAAUACAAUCAAAUCUGUAACAAAAAUAAUUCAAGAUUUUGAAAUGCAUUCCAGUGACAAAUUUCAGGAAAUAGCUGAUAGUGAAAAAACAAGUAAAAGUGUUAUGAUUGAUAAAAAAAAGCUUGCAAAUGCUCGAACUUAUUUAGAAUAUAUGUUGGAUAUCUCUAUCACUUUGGAUUGUUUAUUCAUAGUUUCAAAAUCCGUGGCUAACAUAUUCAACGAUAGACAAGACUUUGAGGAUAAUGUUGAUUUUUUAAUGACAAUAGAAAAUUUCUAUGAUAAUAUUAUACCGAUAAUUUCGAAAAUAUUUGAAUCUGAUAAAAAAUUCUCGGAUAUUUCCAGGGAUUUAAUUAUUUUGAAACAUGCAUUAGUGUCACUUACAUUCCACACUUUAAAUGCAUGCUAUUUUAGUCCAGUAGGAUUCACGUCCAACGAAGGUGAUGUAUAUUCAUUUGUCAAAUCGGAUGACAAGUUAGAAGACAUAGAAAAUAUAAAUUCUAAGAUUGAAAGGAUGGGUGAUGUGCUUCUUUUUUUCAUUGAAUCUUCCCAGUUGGACAAGCCAGUUGAAUCUUUUGUAGAUGCGCCAUUACUUUUAGACAUUGAAAUCGAAUUUGAUUUGAGUGGAAAAUUAAUAAGAAUAAAGAAUGAAGUUCUUAAUGGAUAUCCUUUUUUUAAAAAAAAAACACAUUUAAUGGAUUUAUUACAGGAUUCGGUGGACUAUAUUGUCGGGUCUUUGGAAUUACUGCGUAAUAUGAAUCAAGAAAGUGACAAGUUACCUUGGCAAAUUCGAUUAGAAGAAAAGCAGAAAAAACAUUUUGCGCGUUCAAUAACUCACAAGUCUGAUACAAUUGAUACAAUUGAUACAAUCGAGGACAGUGAUAUGAAACGCAUAGCCCUUAUAUCUCAGGUUCAGGACCUUUUCCCUGAUCUGGGUGAAGGAUUCAUAGAAGAAUGUUUAACAGCUUUUGAUGAUAAUGUAGAAAUGAUUAUUAAUCGAUUAUUGGAGAAUUCUUUACCAGCUCAUUUAAAUGAAUUAGAUCGUUCAAUGGCUCGCGCAUGGAAAGGUAAAUGGCAAAAAAUAAUUUAUGUUAAACGAUUUUACCGGAGGCGUACCUUUACACGAGAUGAUUUCACUCAUUUGCAAGAUGAAUUUGAUAAUCUCGUCAUUACGCAUGAGAGUGAACUUAUUAAGGCAUUCCAAUCAGACCAAUCCGUUUUUGAGAGAACUAGUGCUGUAAGGAGAUCAGAUAAACGUGCUAGACUUAAGAAUAUUACAGGAAUGGCUGAUGAACAACUUGAAGGAUGGUACAUCAUGUUUCAAAGAAAUUUUAGAGAUAAUCGUGAAGAAGCAUCAUCUAGUGAUCUUAGUAGAUCAAAAACUGAUUCUAGUGAUUUUAGUAGAUCAAAAACUAAUUCUGAUUUUAGUAGAUCAAAAACUAAUUCUA